AGGCAAUACAAUUGAGUAUUUUCCAAUACACCAUCCUCUUCUUCUUUAUUUCCACAACAAUAUAUGCCUUGGGGGCUCACUCAAAUAUUUGGCUAUCAACAAUGGAGAUAAUUACGGGAAGGCAUCCAGGUGAUCUUAUUUCAGAGCUAUGGACACCAAAUGGCCAGCAGAUGUUGCUGAAAGAUGUCAUAGACCAAUGCUUUAAACCUCAAAGGAGGAAUAAGGAGGCUGAGCAAUUGGUUGCUACCACAAAGCUAGCAUUUACAUGUUUGCAUUCCAAUCCUCAAUUUCGGCCCACUAUGCAGCAGGUUUAUCAGGCUCUUACAAGCGGUCGACCAUCUCCAUUGCCAAAGUCAUAUUCAACAAUAAGUCUAGGAGAUUUGAUUGGAGAUGGACAUGGGAUGCGGGGCUGAGUUUUUUGGAUAUUCAUCAUAAUUUUAGGUAUGUCUCGUGUGCAUUAUUUAUCUUUUCUAGUCUACCUUCUCUCUGAAUAAAAAUAAUUUCCAUAAUUUGUUUUCUUCUCUUCGUGAUAGACUUCUGAAUAUAUUUUCUUUGCUUCUAUUGACGCUAUUUUGUUAGCACAAUGGAAUAUUAUGUAUUGACAUGACAGGCUGCGAGAUCUAAUAAAAAGCUUGAAGAAAUGUGAAUGUGUUAU
Molecule: messenger RNA, 655 nt
Organism: Rubroshorea leprosula
Lineage: Eukaryota; Viridiplantae; Streptophyta; Magnoliopsida; Malvales; Dipterocarpaceae
Source: the annotation of a GenBank genome assembly